GGGAGGCAGCAUGUAGUCCUAUGGAAAAAAAAAAAAAAUCGGGCCGCCGACGUCGCCCAAUGAAUGAAUGGAUGUCAUUACUUAUCUUGUUCCAACUAGUCCCUGAGGGACGUUACAGAAUCCAAGAGAAUUAUGUAAAAAACAGCGUAGCUUUUGUUGCCAGAACCAAGAACAACGCACCAAGAAGACGAGUUGCAAUAUUCUGAUCUUGUUGUAGUUCUUGUUGUACUGCUUCUAGUUGAUGUUCUUGCACUAGUAGUUACUUACCCAUCGAAUCGGUUCACAAAUGCUACUACUACUACUACUAAUGCUACUACUACUACUAAUGCUACUAAUAGUCCUACUGGUAGUUAUUUGCGUUAGAAGAAAUAGAAAAGGUAGACGCCGUAGAGGUAUGGCGCCAGUCAGUUCAGGAACCAAAAAUGUAUCCGGUCCGGUAGGCGUCGCCUAUCGUUAUAUCCACAACGAGAAGUACGAGGUCCCGCAUGGCCAUCAGUCUGGGUCGUCUCAGCAUUUUUAUACAACUAAAUUUUAUUAUUUCUUCAUUGAACAACAGUUUCUAUAAUUGGACUAGUUCAAUAGUUCAACUUCGUUCAAUGUGAUAGAAAAACUUCAAGAUGCGCAAUAAUCAAGAAAGAAUUAGGAAAAAAUGGCCUCACGCUCUCCCGGAUGUAGUUUCUUCUCUCAGGUAGUUGCAGGAAAACUACUCAUUUUAACAUAAGAAGAAAAGUCUCUGAGAUUCUAAGGCCUACAAAUGAAACUAGUGAAAGGUUGGCAUGUGUUUCACGAGAAA
Amoebophrya sp. A25 is the source of this 793-nucleotide messenger RNA. The record is from the annotation of a GenBank genome assembly. Lineage: Eukaryota; Dinophyceae; Syndiniales; Amoebophryaceae.